Poeciliopsis prolifica (blackstripe livebearer) is the source of this 6348-nucleotide messenger RNA. Its product is annotated as coiled-coil domain-containing protein 85A-like. The record is from RefSeq and is a predicted model, not a curated record. The coding region runs from base 243 to 1622 and encodes 459 amino acids. Lineage: Eukaryota; Metazoa; Chordata; Actinopteri; Cyprinodontiformes; Poeciliidae. The transcript has 4 exons.
CCGUAAAAGCCGGCUCCAGACUCUGUUCGGAGUUUCGGGCCGGAUUGCAGGAUGAUGCUCUGACAGCAUGAAUAUAGCGGACCGGGUGCUGGAGCUGGAGCUGCAACAUGGGCGUGGGUCGAAACGAGCGGGAUGUCAUUUCGCGGGCAUAAGACGGUAAAAAGGAGGAGCGCGCAGAAGGAUCCGAGUUGUGGUCUGAGCUCGGGUUCGCCACACGCAGCACUUUCCGUUCCCUGACCGGAAUGAUGGAGAAGGGCGCGUUGCAGCAGCAGCAGCAUCAGCACCAGCAUCAGCACCAGCAGCCUCUGUCCAACAGCGCAGAGCGUCCGGCGGAGGACGUGGCCAAAAUCCCCGACGAGGAGCUGCUGAAGUGGAGUAAACCGGAGCUGGUGCGGCGGCUGCGCCAGACGGAGACCGAGAGGAGGGCCGUCAUCGUGGAGCACGGCAAUCUGAUGCGUGAGGUGAACCGGAGGCUUCAGCAGCACCUCACGGAGAUCCGGAGUCUGAAGGACGUGAACCAGAAACUGCAGGAGGACAACCAGGAGCUGCGGGAUCUGUGCUGCUUCCUGGAUGACGACCGGCAGAAGGGGAAGCGGGUUUCGCGGGAGUGGCAGCGCCUGGGCCGCUUCAGCUCGGGGCUGAUGAGGAAGGAGGUGGCCGUCUACCUGCAGAAGUUAAAGGAGCUGGAGCAGCGGCAGAUGGAGGUUGUCCAGGAGAAUCUGGAGCUGAAGGAGGUGUGCUUCAUGCUGGAGGAGGAGCGAGCCGCUGCCACAGCCGGAGGAGGGGCCCACACCCAGGGAGAUCCCGGCUGCAGGAGCUCAAUAGACAGCCAGAACAGCCUGUCUCAGCUCGGAGGGGGCGGGCCUACACCUGGCUUGCUGCGUGACGUUGGCGAUGGGAGUAGUACCUCCAGCGCAGGAAGCACAGAUAGCCCAGAUAAACCCCACCACAAGUCACCUACUCUGAGCUCCAGUGCAAGGUCCUGGGAGAAACACAGAGAUAUGUGUGAAUCUCCAGAUAGGAGAAACAACUCAACCCCCGAGUACCAAACCUUCCCUCAGUCUUGCCGCCCCCGUGGUGGGUCCGUUAUAAACCUAGCACCCUAUGGAUUUGGAGGACCUUGGGCUGAGAAAAACAGCAAAUCCCCCACCAGGCUACCUUGUGACUCCAACUCCAAACCCUCCAGCUCUGAGCUACUAGCUCCAAAACAGUUUCUGAUGUCAGGGCACGCAUCAGCAGCCUGCAUGAAGGGGUCGGCUAAGUCCAGCCCGGAGCUGAGUCAGAGGAGGUUCCAGGGAGACAAUCUGGGGGCUGGCUGCAAAGGUCCUGAAGCUAAGCAGCCCACAUCAGGGACCCUGGAGUACCUGAAGAAAGGCCGGGUGAUUGUUGGGAGUCCAGAGUCUGUGCGGCACCACCAUGAUUACCAUCACAGCCCUGGAGGGGAGAACAGCAAGGGAAGGCAGAGCGGGGGGUCCCCGGGCAGGGAGAGGGCUCAGAGGAGGGCUAUUGGAGAAGAGAUGAGCCCCCAUCAUCAGAGUUUGUACAAUGCACUGGUAUCUGCUGGCUGCUGCACCAAUUCCUGUCGGACUGUAAAGCUUUGGGACAGCUUUGACGCCUCCUGACCAGGACACGCCUGUUGAUCUGAUGCUGCUCUGACAACACACACAACUGAGACAUGUGUGUUGUCAGAGGGGGGGACGGACUAACGCUUAACGGGGUGGAUAAAUAGUUGAAAAUGAAUCGGCGUCAAACAAAGACGCUGAAGAAUGAAACACGGCCCCUGAGAGGUGAAACUCUGGAAACACACAUUCUGCCCUUUCUCCUGUUGCUGCUAAUGCUACUAUGCACGACGACGAACAACGAUAGAUGUUGUUCGUCAUGUUGGAUAGGUGAGGACUUAUCCCUCCUUUGCCAAAAGAAAGAGAAAGAAGUGACUGAAGCUGCUCAGAAUCCUUGUUGCCAACAAUAUGGUUCUACCUCUUUUGAAAGAGAGCAUCCUCUUAGAAGACGCUCGGUACGAGAAGCAACGUCUGAUACUAGCACUGAAGGUCAAAAAGAGCUGGCAUUCGAAACACUGAAAACACCCAAGUCCUAAAUGUGGCUCCUGCUUUGGAACAAAACAUACUUUUAAAGCACAAACUCUAAUUCAAAGGAUAUUUUCUCUUGCUAUAUUGGCCAUCAUCAUCAGGCAGGUUCAAUACUUUUGUCCUCUAACAAUAGAUGAUGGAGAAGUUGGUGCAGGAGCUUUCAAAAAGACUGGCGGUGUAAGGACAGGGGAAGUGUAAGUGUGGAUUAGUGCGAAGCUCUUAUCUUAAAAUCAUAAAAUAUUGUUCAGCAAAGCCAUCUUGCUACUGUAAUCAAUCAACCCAUUUGUAGCUUGUAAGCAGAUCCUUAGAUGCAGCCUAUAGCUCACGAUGCUCCUUAAACAUAUUAAUAGAGUCUUAUUAAUAUGCAACACUCUGUGGCUAUGUUAACUAUUUUAUUGUUCAUAAACCAAUCUGUCUGAUAAUGUUAGUAUACAUUUUAAGAAUUCAUUAUUUUCCUAAACAUUAUUGGGUAUUUAUUACAACCCAAAAAAAUGUAUGUAAAUUUGGAGAUCCAUCCACACAUUAUGUCAAACUCUACGAGAGACUUGGUGGCUACGUCCAACAGCCAGAGGAGGAGAGGCGAGGUACGCCCUGGACAGGGUGAGAGUAUUUGGUGAAGGUAUUGAUUACAGUGUACCCACAUUUUCAGGUUUGGUCAUUUACGGGCAGUUCGGUCAAAUAUAUGAUCAAUAUGCAGAGCGUGAAUGAAUAAGACAUCUGAUGUAUACAAAUCUACCAACUAAUGAACGUGAGCUUUCCUUUUCAAUUGCAGUAUUGCAUACACUUAUACCAGGAUGACGACUUCAAUAUAAUAUUUGUGCAGCACAUAUUGUGAUGUCGAUCCUAUAGAGCAACUAAUAAAAUGAAAGGUCAUGAUGAAGGGAUCGAAUGUUCAAAAUGUAAUUCAAAAGUUUACAAUUUUGAUCUCUCAAAGAGGAUUUCAAAGCCUAAUUUUGGGACUAAUCUCUUAAUCUGAAAUAGGGAAGGAAUUCAAAGUCUUAAAAUAAAUUGGACCCAUUAACUUCCACCACCAGAACCACCGUUGAAGAAAGAUCUAAAGUUCCUGACUGUCGUCCAAAGUUGAGUAGUUUACUGUCACUUAAGGACAGUAAACCACAGCUGCCAAUUGCAGCUUUACAGAAAAAUAGACAAAUUUGCUUACAAUAAAAGCAAAAAACAUUUUUGGUAAACAAAUCUAGAGGAUGACCUGUCGGCAUGAGGAUAGCUAGUAAGAAAACUUUAUUGUUUUCAUACAUUCUUCAGACUAGAGAGGAGAAUAAAGAUGUCAACAUUUUUCUGUAACUAAUUACUUUUUCCAUUCACACUUUUGGAGGUUUAUGGGCUUCGUGAGAAUUAAAGCUGCAGUACGUAACUUUUAUAAAAAAAAAUAAAAAAAACAUAUCCUCACACAUUUGUAACAUGUUUGGGACAAAUAAUCGGUGAAAAACAACCGAGCUCCUCUCACGUCUCUCGGUGCUUCCAGUGUUAACGAGAAACAACUAGUCAGAGCGAGGAGGAGAGUCUCCGCUUAGAGCUGUCAAUCAUCGCUCCCUCGCUCCCCUCCUUUCUCUCCGCUACAGUUCAGCUUCAGAGCCUGUUGUGAAUGCUAGGGACAUUUAGCAUGGCCACCAAUGACAGCGGAUAAACGGUUUUCUUACAUAGGAGAGUCGUUUCCCCGCCAUUAGCACAUUUAGCAGCGCAUUCAUGGGAAUGAUUGGCAGUGCUAAGACACUCCUCCUGGCUUUGAGUGGGUGUUUUUCACUGGGACUGGGUGCAUUUCUUCAGACAGAAAUAGCAGCACAAUCUUUUCACAGAUUACCUGCGUCAUAUUAUACUGCCACAACAUGGUGAUAAUUACAAAUAUGUAAAAAUCUUUGAUAAAAGUUACAUAGGGCAGCUUUAAUUAAUUCUGAGGAGGUCACGAACAAUGACCUUUAGUAAUAUGGGAAUGGUAGUGAGAUAGGAAUACAUACCCCUUCAGCUUAUGACCUGCAUCUGAUCUCUGUUCAAUUCUUAUAAAGCUGCCAUCCAUAAUUGUUACUGCUUUAUUUAUUCCCUAAGCCUAACUUCAUACUUUCUGGAUGUCAAAUUCAAACCAUAUGUAUUUUUGUAUAGCACAAGUAGCAAAGGAUAAGUACAAAGUUAUUCUUGCAGAUUAAAAAUGAGGGUCGAAAUCACACCAUGCAAUUUCCACCAAUAAAAUGAGACUUUCUGAUAAAGUCAUAGUUUGUGUAAAAUGACCAACGCAGAGCUGUUCCACAUAAUGAAAUAUAACAAAUAUUACCAGCACACGUUACCUUCAGUUCUCAGAGAAUGGAUGUGAGAUUGAAAGGUGUGUGUACGACUUCUACAAAUGUAGCAUGAAGUUAUGAGCACCUUACUCUGCUGUUUCCAACAGGGUUAUAAAUUUGUUUGGAAAUAUUCUUUUUUUUUUUUUUAAAUGAAGAUCUGCUCCUACGUCAACAGUGCUGCAGUAUUAUAAACUUUGUGUCAGCUCUCAUUUCGUGGUGCUGUGCUUGUGUGUGCGCCAUUUUGUGCACCUCUGGGUCAGUGACAAUGUACCGUCAGCGACGUUUUUAUAAAUAGCAAGCAACGCGACAUGUAACUGGACAGCAAUUAUCUGUUGUGCAAUUCAGCGUGUAAUUCAACAUGUUACAGUUCAUCUUUUGAGUUACUCUAUCUUCUACUUUCAUUUAUUUCUCCAUUAACUCCUGCUUGUUGAACAAAAGAGCGCAGCUCUUUCUUUCGAAAAAGCGAGAUUGUACAAAAGUUCUUUGUGCUGCAAGAGCUUUGCUCAAGAUGUUGGUUCCAAAAAAGAACACCGUGCCAACAUAUUUAGAACUCUGUAAGAGUAAAAAAAAUAAAUUGCAGCAUAUAUUCCUUCAGUAAAUUUCUUUAAUGAAGGUUUGAAAUCCACCUUGUGGAGAGGCGUUUUCGCAAAGUGGGGUUCUAUUAAGAGACCAUGAACAGUAAAUAUUCUACCUGCAGUACAUAAGCCAGUAGCUUUUUCAUCAAAUUCAGGUAGUAAGAACACAUGGGGGAAAAAAGAAAUCCAUACUCAGCCCCGAUGUGAUGAAGUUUGCCAAACCAUUUAAACAGGCAUCAUGUCUGAUUACAUAAAUGUCUGUUAUUCACAGCAACCAUCUUGGAGCGUAUAUUGAUCUGCCGAAAAGACACUCUCACUUCAUGUUGCUAGACAGAACUGUUCCUAUUUUAUGAACUAUUUAUUUACAUGACAUGAAUAAAAAAUACGCUUUAUCGCCAAGUGUUUACUGUUAGAAAUAAAAGAGCCUUUCUACCAUAGGUGAGACUCUUUUUCAAUGUGCGUCGACACAUGAAGGUGUGAAACUUUUUCUGGCAACAGAAAAAGCUGCAGAGGAGAAGUUUUACUGUUUCAAACAAAACAAAAACUAGGUGUCUCUCUUUGCCUACAGUGCGCAUAGACUGCCAGGUCACGGACUUACUGGUCAAAAACUCUUAACAGAGCCCCGCUUCAAUAUGGCGAAACAGUGACUCAAAAUGUAGCAUGCCUAUUAUUAAAUUAGCUUCAUUUACAGGAAGACUUUGUUGUAAACAGGCUUCUGUGAAAUAUAUGAAAUAUUUAUCGACAGUCUCUCCCAUGCACUUUUGUCCCCAUAAAAUUCUUCACCUCGCUUUGCGACAGAACCACGUUGAAUUUUUCCCCUCGCUGGGAUCCAUGUUGGAUGAAUUCAGCGCUCCACACAGAAACGCUUCUAAAGUCUGAGCCUGUGAUUUAUUCAUUUGACAGAUAAAGCACAGCUACAAGUUAUUACGGCCAAGAAUAAUUGGCCUUAAGUCUUGGAAAUGUCAUAUGACAGGAAGUAGCUUCUAAAGCACCUAGUUUUCCAUCUCCUGAAGAAAAGGCAAAUGGUUCAUUUAUUUAUAAGCGGAAGGUUUUGAGGCAUUUUACACUGAAAAACAUAAUUCUGAUCCUGUCUGGUGACAUUGAUGCGUAGUUUUGAGAAGGAAUGCGACGUUUUUGUUGGACCAUGUGAAAUCAUUGACAAUAAUGUAUGUGCAGAGACCCGUAGAUAGACGUAUAAUCCUGAGGCAACACAGUAUAACCUUCUGACUCUGUGAAACGUUGUUUUUGUAGAUUUGGUGAAACAAGCAGGAAUUACGAUAUAUAUUGAAAGACAUGUUUUUAAAGUUUAAUAGUAGUAAAUCUGCUUUUAUAUAAAUAUUUACUUACAGCCAUUAUUUUUGACUUGUUGGUAUUAUAUAAUCACAAUUAUAUAUC